Messenger RNA from Impatiens glandulifera, 2040 nucleotides. Its product is annotated as plastidic glucose transporter 4-like. Gene Ontology annotation, cellular component: membrane. NCBI's taxonomy places the organism in Eukaryota, Viridiplantae, Streptophyta, Magnoliopsida, Ericales, Balsaminaceae. The record is from RefSeq and is a predicted model, not a curated record. Gene Ontology annotation, biological process: transmembrane transport; carbohydrate transport. The transcript has 12 exons. Gene Ontology annotation, molecular function: carbohydrate:proton symporter activity. Bases 149 to 1756 code for a protein of 535 amino acids.
UCCGAAAUGCAACUUCUUACACGAGAACUGGGGAAAGGAGAGAAUGCUGCUGCCAUUGCCAGCUUGUUCUUCAGAAUCUUUAUCUAUAUUUAUAUGUUAUCUCCUCCUAAUUUAUCUCUAAUAAAAGUUUAGUCAAAUUGCAGCAAAAAUGCAAGCUUCAGGUUACGUGGUGAGAGUAAGUGUAGGUUUUGACAUUCUAAAGAGGAAGAAGAUGAGUGAUACUAAUACUAAUAGAUAUACCCACAUGCCGGAUGGGUCUAAUUCUUGGUUGCGCUUGGGAUCGGUGGCUAUGAAAUCCGAGCUUGCUCGCAAUAGAUCAACCUCUGCUAAGCUCAGAUUCAUCAGGGUUCAAGCGUAUGAUGGAGAUAUUGAGAUUAAUGCUGAAGUCCCUGCCAAUGUUCAAAUGAAGUCUACUACUGGUACUGUGUUUCCAUAUGUUGGUAUUGCCUGCUUGGCUGCCACUUUGUUUGGAUAUCAUAUAGGGUUGGUAAAUAGUGCUCUUGAGUAUCUAUCCAAGGAUCUUGGUAUUGCUGAAAACGCAGUCAUGCAAGGAUGGGUUGUGAGCACCAUUCUUGCUGGUGCAUUCGUGGGUUCAUUUACUGGAGGAGCAUUGGCGGAUAAGAUUGGAAGAACAAAGACAUUCCAAUUAGAUGCAAUUCCACUUGCAGUUGGAGCUUUUCUUUGCUCUACUGCUCAGAGUGUACAAACUAUGAUAAUUGGGCGGUUACUUGCUGGCAUAGGAAUAGGAAUAACAUCUGCUAUAGUUCCUCUUUACAUAUCUGAGAUUUCUCCAACUGAAAUUCGAGGCACACUUGGGUCUGUUAACCAGCUUUUUAUUUGUAUUGGAAUACUCGCAGCAUUAGUUGCUGGUUUACCCUUAGCAGGAAACCCCAUUUGGUGGAGGACAAUGUUUGGAAUUGCUGUAAUACCUUCUGUUCUACUGGCUUUAGGAAUGGCGUUUUCGCCUGAAAGCCCGAGGUGGCUUUACCAGCAAGGGAAAGUCUCUGAAGCUGAAGCUUCCAUAAGAACAUUGUAUGGAGAAGAAAGGGUUGUUGAGGUUAUGAAUGACUUGAACAAGGCAAGUAAAGAGUAUUCCUCGGAGAAAGAAGCUAGCUGGUUCGAUCUCUUUAGUAGUCGCUAUUGGAAAGUUGUCAGUGUUGGCAUGGCACUGUUCGUGUUCCAACAACUGGCUGGGAUAAACGCGGUGAUAUAUUAUUCCACUGCUGUGUUUCGCAGCGUCGGAAUUGCAUCCGAUGUUGCAGCCAGUGCUCUUGUGGGGGCGUCUAAUGUGUUUGGAACGGGGAUAGCUUCUUCUUUGAUGGAUAAACAAGGAAGGAAAAGUCUUUUGAUUAUAAGCUUUGCUGGAAUGGCUGCUUCAAUGCUGCUGCUUUCAUUAUCACUUUCUUGGAAGAUCUUAUCACCCUAUUCUGGAACACUGGCUGUUCUUGGAACUGUCCUCUAUGUGUUAUCCUUUUCACUUGGUUCUGGUCCAGUGCCGGCUCUGCUACUCCCGGAGAUAUUUGCCUCCAGAAUUAGAGCGAAAGCUAUGGCCUUGUCUUUGGGGACACAUUGGAUAUUAAACUUCGGGAUUGGACUCUAUUUCAUGACCAUUGUGAAUAAGGUUGGUAUCAGCUCGGUUUAUAUGGGAUUCUCUAUUGUUUGUCUUCUGGCUGUCUUGUACAUAGCACGAAAUGUUGUGGAAACAAAGGGGAUGUCUUUAGAGGAGAUCGAGCGUGCUCUCAGCUCAACAAGCUGAAUCAGUGCGAAGCAUUUGUAAUAUUUUGAUUGAGUUUGAUUUGAUAAAGUUUUAAGUUUUGUCAACAUAUUAUUGAGUUAUAAAAUAUAUUUUAGAUGAUACAUUCCCAAUAUAUUAUUUAUAAGUUAUGCAUAAUGUAAGCUCUCUUAACAAAACCAAAAAUAUUCCGACCUACCGGAUUCGAACCAGUGACCUAAGGAUUUCAGCGUUUCAUACUACAGUCCUCCGCUCUACCAACUGAGCUAAGGUCGGAUUUGAUAAUAUCAAUUUAUUUUAAUAAUUUA